Messenger RNA from Hydatigera taeniaeformis, 648 nucleotides. The record is from the annotation of a GenBank genome assembly. Lineage: Eukaryota; Metazoa; Platyhelminthes; Cestoda; Cyclophyllidea; Taeniidae.
UUUUUAGCGAUGAGGAUUCCUUACAGAAAAGAAUCAGAUCGCCUGCAUGAGAGCAGCAUUACAUCUACGCAUCCACUGAAACAGUUCCAGGCGUGGUUUGAAGAGGCAGUUACCUGUCCUGGAUUAUUCGAAGCAAAUGCUAUGGUUCUAUCAACCGUUUCAAAGUACUUACCUCCAAAAGGGGCAAGACAUUGUAAUUGUCUGUUUUUUUUUAUUUAUGCGAACAAUCCCAACGUCAGUCUUCUUUUCUAUUGGGAGCCCUUGAAUCGCCAGGUCCGAAUUGAAGGGAAAGCAAGUCUUUUACCUGAUGUGGAGGCAGAGGAAUACUUCCAUUCCCGUUCCAAGAAAAGUCAGAUUUCUGCUUACGUCAGUGAGCAAAGUAAACCAAUUGAAUCAGAUCGGGUACGUUCAUUAUCUACUUCUUUCAGUUCCUUCAUGCAUAAUACUUCACUAAGCAUUGAUUUCGUUUUCACAGCAAAUCCUGAGGUGGGAUACGCAGUCGUACCUGAUCGAAUGGAAUUCUGGCAGGGACAAACUACGCGUCUUCAUGAUCGAUUCCUUUUCUUCAGACCGGAUGAAGACAAGCCGAUCUCUGAAUUCUCAAAGCCCUGCGAGGAGGGCUGGUAUCGCGAACGCCUGGCCCCGUAG